Molecule: messenger RNA, 831 nt
Organism: Exophiala bonariae
Lineage: Eukaryota; Fungi; Ascomycota; Eurotiomycetes; Chaetothyriales; Herpotrichiellaceae
Exons: 1
Coding region: 1-831 (276 amino acids)
Biological process (GO): zinc ion transmembrane transport
Cellular component (GO): plasma membrane
Molecular function (GO): zinc ion transmembrane transporter activity
Source: RefSeq, a predicted model, not a curated record
AUGGCUGGAUUCAUUGCAAUGAUGGCAGUGUUCGUCGUUGUGUCGAUCGAGAUGUUCUUCGCAACGCGCGGGGCAGGCCACACUCAUGGAAGUGAAUGGGACAGACCAGAACAAGGACUUGCGCUCCACCAUUUGAACACGCCCAUGACUCCAUAUACGGACAACAGCCCGAGACCCCCCAUGCCCGACGACGAUGAUGACGAAGAUGACGAUCUGGAGGCAUUAGAUGCCAUAGUGGACGAAUCGGCGACCUUGAAUCACCCACACCAGAGAAAGAUCUCCGAGCAUGAAAACCAUCUCGAGCCUCAGUCUGCGCCCGACGGACAGGACCCAAAGAAACUGUUUCUGCAAUGUCUACUGCUCGAAGCCGGCAUUCUCUUCCACAGUGUCUUUAUUGGAAUGGCUGUCUCAGUGGCUACCGGCACCCAAUUUGUGGUCCUCCUCAUUGCCAUCUGCUUCCACCAGACAUUCGAAGGUUUCGCCCUGGGUUCCCGCAUAGCGGCACUAAUUCCCGCACUUUUCGACGCAAGCAGUCCAAAACCCUGGUUAAUGGCUUUGGCAUAUGGUGCCACGACACCCAUCGGGCAGGCGAUUGGCAUUUGGAUGCACGGUCUUUAUGACCCAGCCUCAAAGGUUGGCUUGCUGAUGGUCGGAAUCACAAACGCGAUUAGUAGUGGUUUGUUGCUUUUCGCUGGAUUGGUUCAACUGAUUGCAGAGGAUUUCCUCAGUGAUAACAGCUACAAGACCUUGACGGGUAGGAGGAGGAUCGAAGCCUGUCUCGCAGUUGCUCUGGGUGGACUGCUCAUGGCUGUCGUAGGUGCUUUUGCCUAA